CUUUCGGCAAAAUCUUCGACCACACCACCCAUCUCCCAUCUUCCAACUUCAGCCCCAUUUUUCAUUUCCAAGUCCAAAGCAUCAAAAGAAACAUCAUCAUCCAACCCCACCACUCAUCUCUUUCUUUACUUUACUUUUGUUUUGCUUCCACCAUGGCAUCUACGAUGCUGUCAUCAUCGUCGUCGUCGCAACAAAAGACGAAUUACGCCUUGGCAAUUUCGUACAUUGUCAAGGAACUGAUUGACUCGUACGAAUCGGGCGCGACUCUGAAUCUCACCAAAUGCAAAGGCGACGCGUCCAAAAAAUUCCAACUCCAAGGAAUACCCAAAAUGGCCGACAUUCUGCAAGGUCUGCCGGUAGCAUACCGCGCUCCAUUAUGGCCGUAUUUAAAAACCAAACCCGUCCGAACGGCCAGUGGCGUCGCCAUUGUGGCCGUCAUGUCCAAACCGCAUCGCUGUCCGCAUUUGGCAUAUACCAAUGGCCAAGUCUGUGUCUAUUGUCCCGGUGGACCCGAUUCGGAUUUUGAAUAUUCCACACAAGCGUAUACGGGGUACGAACCGACAUCGAUGCGGGCCAUUCGUGCGCGGUACGAUCCGUUCUCGCAAGUCAAGGGUCGCGUCACACAGUUGCGAGCCAUUGGACAUACCGUCGACAAGGUGGAAUUCAUCGUCAUGGGAGGAACCUUUUUGAGUUUGGAUCAGGAAUAUAAGGAUUACUUUAUUCGCAAUUUACACGAUGCACUCAGCGGAUAUCAUUCGACUUCGGUACAAGAAUCGAUUCGGUACAGUGAACAAUCCACUACCAAAUGCAUUGGCAUUACCAUUGAAACCCGGCCCGAUUAUUGUCUCAAACCGCAUUUGGAAGAAAUGUUAUUGUAUGGAUGCACCCGCAUUGAAAUUGGCGUCCAGUCCAUUUACGAAUCCGUCGCCAAGGAAACCAAUCGAGGCCAUACGGUGAAAAGUGUCUGUCAUUCUUUUCAAUUGGCCAAAGAUUGUGGAUUCAAAGUUGUCAGUCAUAUGAUGCCCGAUUUACCCAAUAUGGGAUACGAACGCGAUUUGGAAGGCUUUCAAGAAUAUUUUGAAAAUCCAUUGUUUCGCAGUGACGGCAUGAAACUCUAUCCGACAUUGGUCAUUCGAGGCACGGGAUUGUACGAAUUGUGGAAAACGGGUGCGUAUCAUAAUUAUACCCCCGAUCAAUUGAUUGAAUUGACGGCCAAAGUAUUGGCGUUAGUGCCGCCGUGGACGCGUCUCUACAGAAUUCAACGCGAUAUUCCCAUGCCAUUGGUGUCAAGUGGCGUCGAACAUGGCAAUUUACGAGAAUUGGCAUUGGCCAAACUGCGCGAAUUGGGACUCCAUUGUAUGGAUGUCCGGACGCGCGAAGUGGGCAUGAAACAGAUUCAUUCCCAAGUGACACCCGAUCAGGUCGAAUUGAUGCGACGCGAUUAUGUCGCCAACGGAGGAUGGGAAACCUUUUUGAGUUAUGAAGAUCCGGCACAAGAUAUUCUCAUUGGAUUGCUCCGAUUGCGCAAACUCUCACAUACGGCGGCGUGGUUGAAGGAAAUUACAAACGUACCCAGUAGUAUGAUACGAGAACUGCAUGUGUAUGGGACGGCCGUGGCGGUGAAUGCACGAGAUCCGACUCGAUUUCAACAUCAGGGAUUUGGAGUAUUGCUCAUGGAAGAAGCCGAACGAAUUGCACGGGACGAACACGGGUCGGAAAAGAUUCUCGUCAUUUCGGGGGUGGGAACGCGACACUAUUAUCGCAAGUUUGGAUAUCAACUCGAUGGACCGUACAUGAGCAAAAUGUUGUAUGAUGAUGAUGAUGACGACAACAAAGCGUGGCAGUAGUAAUAGAAGUCAGUUCCGGUGUAGCAGUGGGUCUAUAGUAUUGUCUUUUCAACUAGAACUCAUAUCAGUGUGCUCAUACUGGUAAUGCAAUUUCGCUGGUGAGUUGUUACGAGAAAGCUAGUACAAUCGCUCCAACUCGACGCUCAUGAAACCAUCACUAUCAAAGCAUGUAUUAGGAUGAGCCUUGGAACCGUACUCAGCAAGGCACUUGCAAAAGAUGGACUCGUCCCAAUUAUGAAGGCUGAUUUCUGGCGCUCCCAAUUCGAGCAUGUCCUCCAUGUGCGUCUGCAUUUGGAGAUCACCAUCACCACAAUACCGAUUGAAGAACUCGAAUGCCAAUAUCUCGCAGAAUUGCAUAAGCUUCAGUUCGCGCACCCGCUUGGUGUGGUUAUUUCCGGUCGCAACAAUCAUUGCGG
Seminavis robusta is the source of this 2263-nucleotide messenger RNA. The record is from the annotation of a GenBank genome assembly. Lineage: Eukaryota; Bacillariophyta; Bacillariophyceae; Naviculales; Naviculaceae.